This is a messenger RNA of Necator americanus (New World hookworm), 816 nucleotides long. RefSeq lists its product as uncharacterized. Bases 1 to 816 code for a protein of 271 amino acids. NCBI's taxonomy places the organism in Eukaryota, Metazoa, Nematoda, Chromadorea, Rhabditida, Ancylostomatidae. Gene Ontology annotation, biological process: chromatin remodeling. The record is from RefSeq and is a predicted model, not a curated record. The transcript has a single exon. Gene Ontology annotation, cellular component: nucleus.
AUGGCGAAAGCUUCCCAUACAUUGCAAAAAGGUGCUGUCGUCCAGCACACCGCCAAAGCCCAUAACCUGAAAGAUCAACUGCCUGAAGGGAGCAUGGAAUCUUUGGCAACAACCAUUUGUUUCGUCACGCUGAACUGCCGAACACUAUCGAGUGAACUCCAACAAGCCGCUCUAUCCAGACUUCUGCGAUAUCUCUGUGUGUCUUUUGCUGCACUGCAGGAAACACGCAUGAGAGAUCGGCCCGUCAUCAGCAUCGAAAAUUACACCAUAUACUGCGGCGAUGCUGAUGAGAUCAAAGUAGGUGGCUGCGCGAUAGCUGUGAGGAACGAUUACAAGAACCUGGUGGAGGAAUUUGGCUCAACGUCGUCUAGAUGCGCCUUUUUACGACUGCGGGAUCGCGGAGGACGUAAACUCUGGAUCGUAAGUGCUCACGCACCUACGGAAACCGCUGAGGACAACAGUAAGAACGCCUUCUAUGAUGAACUCAAUGCGUUGAUGUCUAAAAUACCAAGCCAGCAGGUGGUCAUUGUCGGAAUCGACGCAAAUGCGAAGAUGGGACUCGAACAGCAAUCCGAUGUGCUAGGAAAAUGGUACUAUGCUGCGGAGCGCACGUCGGACGACGGUGACCGUCUGGUCGACUUAUGCGAACAGACGGGCCUCAUCAUCGCUUCCACGUUUAAGAGGAAUCAUCGACGCCAUCAGCUCACAUGGCAGGGGUCAACCCUUUUAACGCCUGAAGAACAGCGCAAGCGGAAGAUGAGGACUCUUAAACUUCAGCUCGACUGCGUUCUGGCGAGGCGUUGCGUUCGACUCUGA